UUCUUUAUUUGACACUCUAUACCGCAUAAUUGGCAGAAACUGCCCCUUUUUGGUUUUUUUUCGCUUAUUAAAAAUGAUGCCUGGUGAAGCUAUGCUGUUCCUCUUCGCAGUCAUUAUGGCUGCUUUACUGUUAUUUAUGAUGGUAUUUUUUGUCAUUAUGUUCUCAGACUUGGAAUGUGACUACAUCAACCCAAUUGACCUCUGCAACAAACUGAAUCAGUUUGUAUUACCUGAAAUGGGUGCCCAUGCUUUUUUGUUCUUUAUGUUCCUUAUCAAUGGUAGUUGGGUAUCCAUGCUAUUAAAUUUGCCUUUGUUAGCACAUAAUGCGAAUAAAGUUAUAAAUGGUCGACAUAUGUAUGAUGCAACAGAGAUAUUUCGAACAUUAUCGAAGCACAAAAAAGAGUGUUUCAUCAAAUUAGGAUUUUAUUUGAUUUGCUUUUUCUUCUAUUUAUACCGUAUGAUUGUUGCUCUAAUAGCAGCCGAUGCUUAAUCGGUAACAGACCAACAAAAAAUUUUAUCCUUCUGAAAUAAAUAUGUACAAAAGAAGCUUG
This is a messenger RNA of Mycotypha africana, 551 nucleotides long. RefSeq names its product cornichon. The transcript has 5 exons. The record is from RefSeq and is a predicted model, not a curated record. Lineage: Eukaryota; Fungi; Mucoromycota; Mucoromycetes; Mucorales; Mycotyphaceae. Gene Ontology annotation, cellular component: endoplasmic reticulum membrane; COPII-coated ER to Golgi transport vesicle. Gene Ontology annotation, biological process: endoplasmic reticulum to Golgi vesicle-mediated transport. The coding region runs from base 74 to 490 and encodes 138 amino acids.